UGACGGCGACCACCCAACCAGCCAGCCGCUCCACUCAUCAAGAGGGUUCACGCCGUGAACUAGUCUGUCUGCCGUCGUAGCCGCAGGCCGCAGCGCGCUAACCAUCAUCGAUCUCCACGGCCGCCACAUGCAGGGAGGCGGCGGCGUGAGCUGCGCGGUGGCCGGCGAGGCGCCGACGCCCGGGCCGCCGCACCACCGGCACCGCGUGGGCGCGGGGGGCCGGCUGGGCCUGACCAUCGACCCGGCGGGCGGCGACGACGGGGAGGCCCCCGCGGAGCGGAUCGGGCGGCUGGUCCGGGAGAGCCCCGUGGUAAUCUUCGCCCGGCGCGGGUGCUGCAUGUGCCACGUGAUGCGGCAGCUGCUGGCGGCCGUGGGCGCGCACGCCACGGUGAUCGAGGUGGAGGAGGCCGCCGAGGAGGAGGCCGCCGCGUCCGCCGCCGCCGCCGCCGCCGUCCCCGCGCUCUUCGUCGGCGGCGCCCCCGUCGGCGGGCUCGACGGCCUCAUGGGCCUCCACCUCAGCGGCCUCCUCGUCCCCCGGCUCCGCGAGGUCGGCGCGCUCUGCGGCUAGUAGAGCCAGCGUCGCCGGAGCCGGAGCGCGCGCGUGCAACCCGUCGUCGUCGUCGUCGUCGUCGUCACUUGCUGCUGCUGCUGGUGGUGGUCUCUGUAGAUACACGGGUACGUUACGUUACGUAAUUUAGGGGAAGCCGAGGGGGGUUGGAGCGAAAUGGCCGUGUGAGUGACGUUAAUAAGACGUCGUCGUUUGGUUGCUAGCUGUACUUGGAGUGUACGAGUUGGUUCUGUGCUUUGCUUUGCUGUGGUGGGGCGGCUGGGGUGAGAGGGUUGGGUAAAGUUGAGGAGUUAUGUAAGAAAUGUCUGGGUCUAAAUGUAAUUAAUACGUUUUUUUUUUCCUGCACAAGUUUGUUAAUUUUGUCUCAA
Molecule: messenger RNA, 936 nt
Organism: Sorghum bicolor (sorghum)
Lineage: Eukaryota; Viridiplantae; Streptophyta; Magnoliopsida; Poales; Poaceae
Product: glutaredoxin-C7
Exons: 1
Coding region: 128-568 (146 amino acids)
Source: RefSeq, a predicted model, not a curated record